AUGAGGAUCAUAUCGUGGAACUGUCGCGGGCUUGAGAACCUGGAGGCAGUGCGGGCUUUGCGUAAGCUCAUCCACUUAGAAGCUCCCGACAUAGUGUUCCUUAUGGAAACUAAACUUUACACUUCAGAGAUGCUGAGGCAUCGUGGCAUGAGUGGUCUUUGUAACAUUUUCCCAGUCCAGUGUGGGGGCCGUGGAAGGUCCCGUGCAGGUGGCCUGUGCCUUUUGUGGCGGUCAGAGGUUGAGGUAACUGUUAUAAAUGCUUCUUUACAUCAUAUUUUAUUUAAUAUUGUCCAUCCGGAUCAUGUGACUGUGCCUAUGCCGGUGUAUGCUAUUUAUGGAUUCCCUGAAACACAACAAAAUAAGAACUCUGGUGGCGACCCACCUGUCCUUGGGCAAUUGCAGGUCUCCAAUCAAGUUUGUGUGGAUUGUGGGCUAACCAGGGUGGACUAUAUUGGUAAUGAUUUUGCUUGGUCAAAUAACAAGGAUGGUCCAGGUAGUGUGGAGGAGCGCUUGGAUUAUGCCUUGGUUAAUCAGGCUUGGGCUGAGUUAUGGCCUGUUUCUUCGGUGUCACACUUGAUUCGACACCAAUCUGAUCAUAGCCCAAUUUUUCUUCACUGCGGAGCUCGCAAAUCUGAGGUCCAACGACAUCGUGUGCAACUGUUCCGGUUUGAGGAGUUGUGGUUGGAGAGCGGGGAAGAGUGUGCUGAGGUUGUUGCUGAAGGGUGGGGGAGCCCAGACCACUCUUUUCUUUCUAGGAUUGAGUUGGUGGGGCGGUCCCUUGAUUCCUGGGGGAGGGCAAAAUAUGAGGAUUUAACAAAGAGGAUAAAGGAGGCAAGAUCUCUCCAUAUAUCAUUACUAUCAAAGGGAGAAGGAGGUGAGGAAGCUUCAUGCGGAGGAUGGCAUGGCGCCGCCGCCGUUGCUAAGUGUGUUCGUGAAGGGGAGGCUGAACGAGUUGGGUCGGGUCGGCCGGAUCUUGAGCGUGACCCGUGUGGAGAGAGGGGGUUAGGAGGCUUGGUUGGUGAGGACGAAAUCUGCUGGUAA
This is a messenger RNA of Lotus japonicus, 1041 nucleotides long. RefSeq lists its product as uncharacterized. The record is from RefSeq and is a predicted model, not a curated record. Bases 1 to 1041 code for a protein of 346 amino acids. Lineage: Eukaryota; Viridiplantae; Streptophyta; Magnoliopsida; Fabales; Fabaceae. Gene Ontology annotation, molecular function: catalytic activity. The transcript is spliced from 3 exons.